CGAGGCGGCCGCCGCGCUGCGCGCGGGGGGCGCGCCCCCGCCCCGUCCGCGCGCGGAUGCCAUUUGCGGCGGCAGAGCACCUGGCGGGGUGGCUCGGCGGGGCCACAGUGUUCGCAGAGCUCCCUGGCCACGGGCACGAGCUCGACUCGCAGGCUGCCCACGCCGGCGCCGCCGGCACCGGGGGCGUCGCGGGCGAGGCGGAGCUCCGUGAGCUGAGCGGGGGCGCAGUCCGGGUGGACUUGCUGAACAAUAACAACUCGCAGUACUACGGCGACUUCGCUGUUGGCAGCCCGAAGCAGAGGUUCACUGCGAUCUUCGACACCGGCAGCGCCGUCACGUGGCUCCCAGGCGCAAAGUGCAACGGCAUCACCUGCCAGGAGCACCACCGCUUUGAUUCCGCGGGCUCGCGGUCCUUCGAGGGCCCCCUGGACGGCAAGACGGCGGCCAGCGGUGGCAGCAGCGGCUCGAUCCACUACGGCACCGGCGAGGUCAGAUACGAGGGAGGCACGGACACUCUGACCUUCUGCGACAGCCACGACAACCCUGGUUGCCAUGCCGCGGAUGGCAGCACACUUACGGUGCGAGGCCAGCCGUUCGGGAUGUCGACCCACCAGACGACGUAUCCGUUCCGGGCGACGGGUUCUGCCUUUUGACGGGAUCAUGGGGCUUGCCCCGUCCGCGAGCAAGAACUCAGUGCUGGCCCAGCUGAAGGCCGCCAAGUCUUUGCACCGCAACGUCAUGGGGGUGUACCUUUCCCAGGACAGCCACCGCACGGGCAGCAUCGAUUUUGGUGGCGUCGAACCAGCGCGCAUGGCCCCGAAGAGCCCGCUACACUGGCAC
This is a messenger RNA of Prorocentrum cordatum, 840 nucleotides long. Lineage: Eukaryota; Dinophyceae; Prorocentrales; Prorocentraceae. The record is from the annotation of a GenBank genome assembly.